UUGACGAGAGUCCCGCUUGCCUGUUUUACCACCACGUCCAUAGGUGGAAGCGAAUAAUCAAUAUGGGUGUCAAAGGCCUUUGGUCUCUGCUCAACCCAGUCGCUCGUCCAGUCCAGAUCGAGAGUAUGGAAGGGAAGCGAUUGGCGAUUGAUAGUUCCAUCUGGCUUUAUCAAUUCCAAGCGACAAUGAGGGAUAAAGAUGGUAGGGUCUUAGUGAAUGCACACGUUCUAGGCUUCCUACGUCGGAUAAAUAAACUGUUGUUCCACGGGAUAAAACCAGUGUUCGUCUUCGAUGGAGGUGCUCCGGCGCUCAAGCGAUCGACUAUCGCCGAAAGAAAGCGAAAGAAGACUGGUGCUGCUGCCAAUCAUGCCAAAGUGGCUGAGAAGCUUUUUGCCGCUCAGAUGCGUCGCGAGGCAGUGAAGGCGGCACAAGUCGCACAAGAACAAAAAGAGGCCAAAGCAUCAGCUGAGGCAGCUGCAGAGUACGCAAGGCGCUAUCCUGAUGAAGCGGGAGAACAAAUCGCUGAGGGAGCUGUAUAUCUCGAAGAUUUAGAAGGUCGUGCCGGCCCUUCCCGGCCUCGUUCUCCCGGACCUGCACAGACCGAGGGUGUCGAUCCAAGUGCAGUACCGACAGACCCGGAAAAACGAAGAAAAUACUUCAAAAAGCAUGAUCCUUAUCGCUUACCUGCAGCCGAGAUGCCCACAGUAUCGACGUCUGACAGACCAGACGCCAGAUUAGCUACAGAGGAGGAGCUCAAACAAUUCAUAGACGAGGUCCACCCCGAGGACAUCGACAUAGAAUCAGCCGAAUUUCGUGCUUUGCCCACCGAGGUCCAGUACGAAAUUAUCGGUGAUUUACGUAUCCGGUCCCGCCAACAAUCUCACCGCCGACUCGCUGAUAUGCUUCGCGCCGCUCCUACUCCUUUAGACUUUUCCAAAGCACAGAUAAAGCACCUCUCCCAACGUAACGCUUUGACCCAGCAACUUUUAACGGUCACGGAUAUGGUUGGUAAAGCCCACUUGACCAUUCCUGUGAGAAUCGCGGCAGAAAGAAACAGAGAGUAUGUAUUAGUGAAGAAAGACGAGACUGAAGGUGGAGGAUGGGCUCUGGGAAUCAGAGAGGGAUCGAAGGAGAAGCCAAUAGAGGUUGAGCCUGCGGAACCCAAGACUGAAAGCGAGCAUGAAUCGGACAUUGAACCCCUAUCACCGCCUCCGCAGGCUGCUAUGGAUCAAGACCUCCGAGAGUAUCGUCGUCAACAAGUGCUUGAAGCUAUUGCUGCCCGCUACGCUCCCAAACGUCAGGCACGAGCCCCUCUCGACGUUGCAGUCAAACCCUUUGGGCCAUCACGAACGGCAUCGUCCAAGCCAUUAUUCGAUGUCGAUGGCGAGGAAGAAGAAGGGGAGGAAGAGGUUGUGCCGACAGCUAACGAUGAAGCUUUGGCCUUGGCUUUGCAACAAGAAGAGCUGGGAGACGAUGAGACAGAGGUUGAUGAAGAUCUAGCAAAAGCCUUGGCUCUCAGUCGGAGAGAGGCUGAAAGGAAAUCAAGGAGCGAAAAUGAAGGAUUCAGAGUUGUUGACGUCGGAAAAGACGAAUUGACGGAGGAAGAGGACGGAGAUAUGGAAGAAGUAGAACUCGUGCCUAGUGGCACUGUGACACCUGCUCAAGUUGACAUAGAGGCAGAAGACAGCGAAGAUGAGGAUGAGUUUGAAGAAGUCGACACGCCAUCAACGACGUUGAGCUCUUCUCGGGUGUCAUUAGGUGCUUCUAUCGCCCCAGGCAUGGAAACCCCGGAAAUUGUUACCAUUCAUCCGAAUUCUACGCGGAUGAUCGACCCUAUAGUCAUGGAUGAUGAUGACGAUGAUGAUGAUGAUAAAGGAGAGCCCCUGGUCAUGUCAAUGUUUAAAGAGAAGCGGGCUUCUGUCUAUCUACCUCCCCUGGCGUCGGACCUGCCCGAAAGAGCUGCUCAGUCAUCUGGCGAACAGGCACCGCCUGCCAUCACUUCUCGAUCCCAAAUCUCACAAUCGACAGCCGUGCCGGUACGGCCCAAAGCAUUACAAAAGCUGAAUUCAGCGGUCAAUGUACCUUCUCCUUUGAGGAACGUAGCUCAGCCAAAAUCAUCGCCAAAAUCUUCUCCAAUCUCUGUCGAUGAUGUUUCCGUCCCUGCUGGUGCCCCAGACCUACCCUUUACGGUGGAAGCCACAGAUCCAACUGAAAUCAGAGGCGCACCGUCCCCGGACAUGAUCCCGCCUCGUUCACCACCAUCACCUGAGCUGUAUGGGUCUGGAUCGCUUGAAAGACCGCAUUUUUUGGAACGCCCCUCGCCACGCUCGCCUGUGAUGUACAAUGAGAUGGACGACGAGGACGGCAGCGAAGCGGAUGAGAAGGAUGAGACCCGAUCCACGUAUUCCUGGUCACCUUCCCCGACCCCGCCACCCCGUCCUCUCCGGACGACUGAAUCGGAUGUUUCGCUCAACACUGUUGCAUCUCCUUCUCCUGCCUUGAUCGCAGCGCCCCGAGAUGACGAUGAGGAUGACGGUGACCUGGCGCCAGCUGAUGUGGCGGCAGAAUCCGAUGACUAUGCACGUUUCGUGGCGUCGAUUAAGAAUCGGGAUCUCAACGAGGUUCGCGGGGAGAUUGAUGACGAGAUACGGGUGUUGAACUCUGAGAAUAGGGUGGCGAUGAGAGACUCGGAUGAGAUUACCCAAAGUAUGAUUGCGCAAAUCCAGACACUUUUGAGGCAUUUCGGUAUUCCUUACAUAACAGCACCCAUGGAAGCGGAAGCGCAAUGUGCCAAACUGGCACAGCUAGGUCUCGUAGACGGUAUCAUCACCGAUGAUUCCGAUGUUUUCCUCUUUGGCGGUGUCCAGUGCUUCAAAAACAUUUUCAACGACGCCAAAUACGCAGAGUGUUUCCUGCUGGCAGAUGUGGAAAGAGAAUUGAUGUUGACGCGCGAAAGGUUGAUUUCACUCGCGUAUUUCCUGGGGAGCGAUUAUACGUUGGGAUUGCCCGGGAUUGGGCCUGUUAUGGGUCUCGAGAUCCUGGCGAAUUUUCCGGGGGAGAGGGGUCUGUAUGAUUUUAAAGAAUGGUGGGGACGAGUGCAAAAAGGGAAUGAUACAGAGGAAGAGAGUGGGACAAAAUGGAGGAAAUCGUUUAAAAAGAGAUUCUUGAAGAGUAUAUACCUCACUGCAGACUGGCCUGACCCGCUUGUGAGGGAGGCAUACCUAUAUCCAACCGUCGAUGAAUCGGAAGAGCCCUUCCAUUGGGGAUUCCCCAGACUUUCAGCCCUGCGAACUUUUCUCCACGAAGAGUUAUCUUGGUCUAUAUCCAAGGUGGACGACGAAUUGACGCCUAUCGUGCAACGUAUAUCCCUACGGGGCAAACAUGGGGCUUUGAAUAAACAAGGGACGCUUGAUCCAUUUUUCGAUAUGUCCGCUGGAGCGGGACAUUAUGCGCCUAGAAAAAGAGGUAUGAACGUUAGUAAACGGUUGAUGGGGGUUAUCAAGCAGUUUAAGGAGGCCGAAAUUAGGAUGAGCAAAGGCGAGGAUUUGGAUGUGGACGCGAUACUUGCAGACGAGGAGAAGGAGAAGAAGCGUAAAGCAAAGGGGAAACGAAAAAUGGACGAAAAGGAGGCUGGAGAUGAUGAAAAGGAGGAGGGGAGAAACAGCAGUAGCAACAAGAGGAAGAAGACGAGUGCGCGAGGGAGGAGGAGGGCUGGAACGGCUUCGAGUGUUGGAGAUUCGGUGGCGUCAAGCGAAGGAGGGAGUCGGAGUACGAGCACGAGUGGACGGGGUAGGGGUGGGUCGAGGGCCCGUGGUCGGGCGAGGGGCAAGGGCCAAGAGUAAGCCAUUUGGUGCAACGUUACUGUAGCAAUUAGCAUGUAGUAGUAUU
Molecule: messenger RNA, 3888 nt
Organism: Cryptococcus deneoformans JEC21
Lineage: Eukaryota; Fungi; Basidiomycota; Tremellomycetes; Tremellales; Cryptococcaceae
Exons: 10
Coding region: 63-3842 (1259 amino acids)
Biological process (GO): nucleotide-excision repair
Cellular component (GO): nucleus
Molecular function (GO): DNA endonuclease activity; single-stranded DNA binding
Source: RefSeq, a predicted model, not a curated record